Messenger RNA from Punica granatum (pomegranate), 450 nucleotides. The record is from RefSeq and is a predicted model, not a curated record. Lineage: Eukaryota; Viridiplantae; Streptophyta; Magnoliopsida; Myrtales; Lythraceae.
AUGGGUUCCACCUUUGCCAAGCGUCGCGGCGUCGUCGUCGUCCUCCUGGCGGUUGCACUUUCAGUACUUACGGACCAUACUUGCGACGGACAAGAAAAACCAGAACCAGGACAAGGAGAAGACUACCAUGUCAAAAUCAUUAAUGCUCUGAGCGAGUCUGCUGUCCUCACGGUCAAUUGCUGGAGAGCCGAUAGAGGCCAUGCCGACGAUCUAGGAAGCCAGGAAAUAUAUUCGCUUGCCGAUUACACGUUCGACAUCCACGCUGAUAAUACAUUCUUAACAACGUACAAGUGCAGAUUUGAUUGGCUUCAUGAGUCCCACGAGUUUCUUAUAUUCUACCACGCCAGAGACAUGAUUCGAGGUAUAGAACUCGUGUGGAGUAUCACUUCAUCGGGGCCGUGCGUCUUCAAUAACUCAUCCGGUGGCACUAUCUGCUAUGAGUGGUCUUGA